Molecule: messenger RNA, 3177 nt
Organism: Caenorhabditis remanei
Lineage: Eukaryota; Metazoa; Nematoda; Chromadorea; Rhabditida; Rhabditidae
Exons: 4
Coding region: 1-3177 (1058 amino acids)
Molecular function (GO): 5'-3' DNA helicase activity
Source: RefSeq, a predicted model, not a curated record
AUGAGUCUUACCGACCCUUCACCUGACAAGCCUCCAACCGAUGGUUCUGUUUCACCACUAUCGUCUUGUAGCGGCUCGAUUGACGCCACCUCUGGAGAUACAACAGAACCUCGAUCCAAAGUUAAUGUUCCAUACAAACCUGACCGUAUUUUGCCAGCCGUGCCGAGACCUGUCUGGAGACAUCGCGAGGAAGCAGGAGACCGACACUACGAACCACACCCAAACUAUGAACUGUACCCCAGGAGGAGCGAUGACAACAAUCGAUACGUGGAUCCCAUUUCUUUGGAACCUAGUUUCCCUUUGGAUCCUUGUACUAAUGACCCCCAAGAACUUUCUCGCGACGUUGUUCUCUCGGGCAUGCAAGAUUUCCGAAGAUUGUCCCUCCUGGAAUGGAAAAAUGUUGUUCCUUCCUUUUUUACCACAUCUCCGCCCACCACCGGAGUUUUUGGUGCCCACCAAGAAAACAUGAAAGCCAUCCCGAGCCUUCCAUCAUCCGGACCAUUUGCUAUCUACAUCGUAUGGGACCUAUGGAAUGACCACCUGACCCUAAUCCCUCAUCACCGGAAGCUCGUCGCUUCUAAUCGCCAGGAUCUCUUUAUGGUUACUCUUACAUCGCAUUCCAAGGAUCUUCUCAAUCCAGGACCUGUUCAAAUGAAGAAUUACUUAAAAGGAGACGCGAUUUGUGUCAGAACUCUCAACCGGAGACGUUAUGCGUGGGAUCACGACUUUCUGGUUUCCACUGAUGAGAUCUUGAACCCAGAAAGCCAUAAAUUUUGGGCAGUCGGUGAAUUUUAUCUGAUCCAGCGGAAGUUAAAAGAGAACUGUCUUGUGACAAGUGUCGGACGUGAAGGAUUCAUCGCGGAUGGCUUCAAUACUCUAUGUGAUGCCCCUGAUGACUUUUCGGACCUACCUGGACAAGUUUACCACGCGAAAAUCUUUGUGCCAUACCUACAACCGGAGAGUUUUCUGCCUGGCACGGACGAAAAAGAACAGAAAAUUCAAAUCUCAGAAACCAAACAUUACUGCCCUGGCUAUCAUGUCUACCCGUCGAUCGUAGCGUUAAGCGGGAUUGGGGCGGAGCUUGAGCAAGAACUACAGUAUGCGAAGAACCCAUUCCAGCUCAUGGACCGAGUCCCACCACGUAUCUUUUUCACUUCUGGACAUUUCGGGCUAUCUGGAAAGCUUGCCAUGGAGAACAGUGAUAAGGAUCUCGGAUUUUACCCCACAAAGAUUACAAAUGUGACAAAAAAACGAGGCGCCAAGGUGGUAGAAUUCACUCUGAAAAAUGGUUACGGUGCACCGCGCGACUCGCAAUGGGUGAAGCUCACCAAGUUCCUGAUGAACUUCAAGGGGACCGUAUUUGAGAUGGAGGUGGAGUCUUGUACCAAUAAAAAUAACAAGUUAUACCUGACUGGUCGCUCUGUAUCCAAGAAUCGGAAGGACUUGGAUGUAAUCAAGGAAAUACGCGGCAAAAUUGUGGUGAUCUACCAGGAGAUUCAGAAUAACUUGCAUCAUUUGAAAAACUUUCCGACGCUGGAGGAGUUUGAGGAGUUUCAAUGGGAUACCAACUUCGGGAAGUGUCUGAAAGCGUUGUUAGGUGGGGAGAGGAUUCUGGGUGCCUCUAGGAAUUUGGAUUCAAAAGUCUCAGAGUCCCCGCUAAGAAAGAUGCUGACCGAUGAGCAAGGAGAGUAUGCUGACGCAAUGACUCACGGGGACUUGCCGGGAGGUGCUGUGGAUUCCUGCUUUCGAGGUGGCAAGACUUUCGCGGUUGCGGUGACUGCUAACCUGUUGGCUAUGGAGUCAAGAAUCAAGUCCGCUGACGAUCACCUGAUUCACCUAGCUUGCAGCAACACUAACAUUGCAGUGAAAGCUCUCACCGAAACUCACCUAACACUCCCUUAUCCCGCUCGAGCAGUCCGUCUGAUCAAUUUCAAUCGAUUUCGACAAGCUGACAAAAAUAACCAUACUCCUAUCGAUUACCCCUUGUUAUGGCCCAAUGUUCUUAGGCGUCAUGUGAUGGCGAUGGAUGCCAAGGUUUACAGUGAGGAAGAAGAGGAUGAGUAUGACAUUGACGACGUUACUCAAAGUGCUUUUCACUAUCUGAAGAAGAAAGAUCUGAAAAGGGGUGAUUUUAAGAGUUCGACGUUCUUAGAUAGACUGGAACAAAAAGGAGAGCCCCAGAUGAGUCGACUCGACACAUUUGUAGCUAUCUACAAGCCUCAAAUUAUCUUCGCCACCCACUCCGCUGUCACUGCAUCCCUACAUACUGGAAAAUUCGAGAAGUUCAAGGCCAAAAUUGCCACUAUCCAAUUCGACGAAGCCCACCGCCUGCCAAUGUUCUCCUUGAUCUCCCUUGGCCUACGGAUCCCCGAUGCUUGCUUCGGUUUCAUAGGGGAUUCUAGAUCGUUGCCAGCGUUUUCCGAGCCAUUACUCCCAUCGGAUCUUUGGAACUACACCAUUCGGAAAGUGCUGGAAGAUUCAUGGAAAAAACUUCCGAGCUUCAAAUUCACCAAGUGCUUUGAUACACAAAUGGAUCUUGUUAAGAACUGCAAUGAUCACUUUUAUGGCAAUACGUUGUGCUCUAUGGGGAGAGUUGAUUUGAAGGGUUUGAGGGAUUUUGUUGGGAAUAUCUUCCCUAUUCAAAUUCUGAAUAAUCCGGAGCUUUUGGAGAGAGAGCAACAUUCUGGGAACUCACUGUAUUGUAGUCAAGAAGCACAUCUUGCUGUGCAGCUUGUCAAGAAGAUCCAGAAGCAAUUCCCACAGUUGGAAAUUGGAAUCCUCACAUUCUACAGAGCACAAUGCUCCCAAGUCUCCAGAAUCCAUGGAAUCGAAAAUGUCUUUAUUGGAACAGUGGAUUGUAGUCAAGACUACAAUUUCGACGUCACUAUCAUCCUCACCACGCGGCCGGAUUCCUUCCACGAAUCCAAGUUCCUCGAGGACCCCAAAAGACUUAAUGUAGCGUUCUCAAGAGCCAAGGAUGCUUGUUUUGUGAUUGUUAAUGAAGAGGCAGCAAGGAGUUCGGAGAUUUGGAAGGGGAUUUUGGAGGGGGUGCCGAAGGAAGCUCGUCGCGAUGCAAGAACAUUUAUUGGUAUUGGAGAAGGAGGUGAAGAAGAAGAAGAUGAUGGAGUUAGGCAGAGGAAGAGACGCUACACAGGACCACGUCCUGAAUUUCGUUGA